UCUAAAUUUAUAUUCGGAAAUGGUACUAAAAUCUAAAUUGGCUCGUUUAUUGUCACCAGCCAGGUGCCUCUGGAGCGUGCGUGGUGGUUUAUCUAGCUCUCGCAAUUUAGCUAAAUUUUCACCCACAUUUCCUGAUCCACCCUGCCAGCCCCCCGAUCUGCUUUGCCACUACGUGAAAGAUAAAUGCACGCCGUCCCGUGAUAUUCUGGAACUUGAGCUCCCCUUUGACAAGCACAUGCUUGAUCUAGAGAGGCUGAAGCGAGAAAAAUUGUUGGAACCGCCGUGCUGCGUUUUACGCACGGCCCAUCAGCAUCCCUGUGUGGGGGUCUAUCCAAUACGGAAGAAGAUGAAGAAGGAAGAGUGUCCGCCGUUCCGUUCUAUGUGGGAGAUACAGUGUCAGACACAUGAGCAACGCUACUGUAAAGGAAUGUUACCGCGCUUUGAUGAAAUCUAUUACAAGCCGUCGGUUAAGUGUAGAUGCUAUCAGCGCACGUGGGUUGAAUGUCCGCCAGUGAAGGAACGUUUAAAGAAGGUCUGUUGCCUGGAUGGCAUUAGUCCGCCGGAGGUGCAUAAGCGCAACAAGGAGCGCUGUCCCCAAACGACCUGUAUGUUUGACUACUCACGCAUGCGACACAUUUGCAAGAAUCGAGGGGCUGAAUCUGUGUAUCGCUGCCCCAAGAUACAUUGGCCGUGCUGUAAGCCAGCGCGCUGUAAUAACAGCUGCCGUGUUCAUAAGAGGCUCAGCAAGUGUAGAAGGCUACGAACUCCGUAUCCUUGUUUCUCGGAACAACGCCCGAGGUACCAACCACUGCGAGCUCGACAGUGCCACGAAGAGCCCAUUAGCAGGUGCGAAAUCUGGCGAAUGUUGCACAAACGAGAACUUAGUGGAUUGAAAAAUUUUUACUGCUAGUCCAGCCACGAUCUCGAGCAGUCAAUGAAGAUAUACCCCAUGGUCUUUCAUCAUUGAUUGUUCUAGAACGUAAUUUGCAAAAGCCUCACACACUUUGAACGGAAAGCGUUUUACGGACACACAAAGGCGUAGGCUUAACCCAAGACAAAAUUUUACAGAAGAUCCACAUACGAGCCUUGGAUCAUUCAAUUUGACAAAUGUGAUAUAGGCCAGCAGCGGUACCUUAACAACACUGUGGACC
Drosophila novamexicana is the source of this 1151-nucleotide messenger RNA. RefSeq lists its product as uncharacterized. Lineage: Eukaryota; Metazoa; Arthropoda; Insecta; Diptera; Drosophilidae. The record is from RefSeq and is a predicted model, not a curated record. The transcript has a single exon. The coding region runs from base 20 to 910 and encodes 296 amino acids.